Messenger RNA from Ochotona curzoniae (black-lipped pika), 5076 nucleotides. It is a transcript of the gene SMC2, whose product is annotated as structural maintenance of chromosomes 2. The record is from RefSeq and is a predicted model, not a curated record. The coding region runs from base 78 to 3653 and encodes 1191 amino acids. Gene Ontology annotation, cellular component: chromosome. Gene Ontology annotation, biological process: chromosome organization. Lineage: Eukaryota; Metazoa; Chordata; Mammalia; Lagomorpha; Ochotonidae. Gene Ontology annotation, molecular function: protein binding; ATP binding; ATP hydrolysis activity. The transcript is spliced from 24 exons.
UCUCUGUUUUGUCCAGAACUAUUUUGUCACCACUUUGACCCUUGCCGGAGGUUUGCCUGCACAAGACAGUCCUGAAAAUGCACAUUAAGUCCAUCAUUCUCGAAGGAUUCAAGUCCUAUGCGCAGAGGACCGAGGUCAAUGGCUUUGACCCGCUCUUCAAUGCCAUCACCGGUUUAAAUGGUAGUGGCAAGUCUAACAUCCUGGACUCCAUCUGCUUCCUGCUAGGCAUUUCAAACCUGUCUCAGGUGCGAGCUUCAAAUUUGCAAGAUUUGGUUUACAAAAAUGGACAGGCUGGUAUUACAAAAGCUUCAGUGUCAAUCACCUUUGACAAUUCUGACAAAAAGCAAAGUCCUUUAGGAUUUGAAGUUCAUGAUGAAAUCACAGUAACAAGGCAGGUGGUUAUUGGUGGCAGAAAUAAAUAUUUAAUCAAUGGAGUAAACGCAAACAACACCAGAGUACAAGAUCUCUUCUGUUCUGUUGGUCUUAAUGUUAACAACCCCCACUUUCUCAUCAUGCAGGGCCGAAUUACAAAAGUUUUAAAUAUGAAGCCUCCAGAGAUUUUAUCCAUGAUAGAAGAAGCAGCUGGAACCAGGAUGUAUGAAUACAAAAAAAUAGCUGCCCAGAAAACUAUAGAAAAAAAAGAAGCUAAACUGAAAGAAAUUAAGACGAUACUUGAAGAAGAAAUUACUCCAACCAUUCAAAAACUGAAAGAGGAAAGAUCUUCCUAUUUGGAGUACCAGAAAGUAAUGAGAGAAAUAGAACAUUUGAGUCGUUUGUAUAUUGCUUAUCAGUUUUUGCUGGCUGAAGAUACCAAAGAUCGCUCAGCUGAGGAAUUAAAAGAAAUGCAGGAUAAAAUUACAAAGCUUCAAGAAGAAUUAUCUGAGACUGAUAAAAAAAUAAAGGCACUUAAUCAUGAAAUAGAAGAAUUGGAAACAAGAAAAGAUAAGGAAAUUGGAGGAGUACUCCGGUCUUUGGAAGAUGCUCUUGCCGAAGCUCAGCGAGUUAAUACUAAGUCCCAAAGUGCUUUUGACCUUAAGAAGAAAAACCUGGCAAGUGAAGAGAACAAACGCAAAGAGCUGGAAAAAAACAUGGUUGAAGAUUCUAAAACUUUAGCAGCGAAGGAAAAAGAGGUUAAAAAGAUAGCAGACGGACUGCACGCCCUUCAAGAAGCAAGUAACAAAGAUGCUGAGGCUUUGGCUGCUGCUCAGCAGCACUUCAAUGCUGUUUCCGCUGGCCUCUCCAGUAAUGAAGACGGAGCCGAAGCAACUCUGGCUGGGCAAAUGAUGGCCUGUAAAAAUGAUAUCAGUAAAGCUCAGACAGAAGCCAAACAGGCUCAGAUGAAGUUGAAGCAUGCCCAACAGGAGUUAAAAACUAAGCAAGCUGAAGUUAAGAAGAUGGAUAGUGGUUACAGGAAAGAUCAAGAAGCUUUUGAAGCUGUUAAAAAACUGAAAGAAAAACUGGAAGCAGAAAUGAAAAAACUAAAUUAUGAAGAAAAUAAGGAAGAAAGCCUUUUGGAAAAACGCAGGCAACUGUCUCGUGACAUCAAUAGGCUGAAAGAAACCUACGAAGCUCUGUUGGCCAGGUUUCCCAAUCUCCGAUUUGCCUACAAAGAUCCAGAGAAGAACUGGAAUAGAAAUUGUGUGAAAGGACUUGUAGCUUCUCUGAUUAAUGUAAAAGAUACUUCUGCAACCACAGCUUUAGAAUUGGUGGCUGGGGAACGACUCUACAAUGUUGUUGUAGACACAGAGGUUACUGGGAAAAAGCUACUGGAAAAAGGGGAAUUGAAGCGUCGAUACACUAUAAUUCCACUCAAUAAAAUUUCAGCCAGAUGUAUUGCUCCAGAAACUUUGAAGAUUGCUCAAAAUCUUGUUGGCCCUAACAAUGUUCACAUAGCUCUUUCCCUGGUUGAAUACAAACCGGAACUUCAGAAAGCAAUGGAAUUUGUCUUUGGAACAACAUUUGUUUGUGACAAUAUGGAUAAUGCCAAAAAGGUGGCCUUUGAUAAAAGGAUAAUGACCAGAACUGUGACGCUAGGAGGUGAUGUAUUUGAUCCUCAUGGCACAUUGAGUGGAGGUGCCCGGUCCCAGGCAGCUUCUAUUUUAAUGAAGUUUAAAGAACUCAAAGAUGUUCAGGAUGAACUGAGAAUCAAGGAGAAUGAACUAAAGGCUCUAGAAGAGGAGCUAGCAGGUCUCAAAAACACUGCUGAAAAGUAUCGCCAGCUGAAACAACAGUGGGAAAUGAGAUCUGAAGAAGCAGACCUAUUACAAACCAAGCUCCAGCAAAGCUCUUACCACAAGCAACAAGAAGAAUUAGAUACCCUUAAAAAAACCAUUGAGGAAAGUGAAGAAAUCUUAAAAAAUACCAAAGAAAUCCAAAAAAAGGCAGAAGAAAAAUAUGAAGUACUGGAGAAUAAAAUGAAAAAUGCAGAAGCUGAAAGAGAGAGAGAACUGAAGGAUGCUCAGAAAAAACUGGAUGGUGCUAAAACUAAGGCAGAUGCAUCCAGCAAAAAAAUGAAAGAAAAACAACAGGAAGUUGAAGCUAUCACUUUGGAACUGGAAGAACUCAAGAGAGAGCAUGCGUCAUAUAAACAGCAGCUGGAAGCUGUAAAUGAAGCUAUCAAAUCCUAUGAAGGUCAAAUUGAAGUAAUGGCAGCUGAGGUGGCUCAAAACAAGGAGUCAGUAAAUAAAGCUCAAGAAGAGGUAACGAAGCAGAAAGAAGUGAUAACAGCCCAAGACAAUGUAAUUAAAGCUAAAUAUGCAGAAGUCGCAAAGCAUAAAGAGCAGAACAAUGAGUCUCAACUUAAAAUUAAGGAGUUAGACCACAACAUCAGCAAACACAAACGGGAAACUGAAGAUGCAGCUGCAAAGGUAUCAAAAAUGUUAAAAGAGUAUGAGUGGAUUAAUGCAGAGAAACACCUGUUUGGCCAGCCCAAUAGUGCCUAUGAUUUUAAGAAUAACAACCCAAAGGAAGCUGGCCAGAGACUUCAGCAGUUACAAGAAUUGAAGGAGAAACUCGGAAGAAAUGUCAACAUGAGAGCCAUGAAUGUACUGACAGAAGCUGAAGAGCGGUAUAAUGACUUGAUGAAGAAGAAGAGAAUUGUGGAAAAUGACAAAUCCAAGAUACUUGCAACUAUAGAAGACCUUGACCAGAAGAAAAACCAAGCCCUAAAUAUUGCUUGGCAAAAGGUGAACAAAGACUUUGGAUCUAUUUUUUCUACUUUGUUGCCUGGUGCUAAUGCUAUGCUUGCACCACCAGAGGGACAGACUGUGUUGGACGGCCUGGAGUUUAAGGUUGCUUUAGGAAAUACCUGGAAAGAAAACCUAACUGAACUUAGUGGUGGCCAGAGGUCUUUAGUGGCUUUGUCGUUAAUACUGUCUAUGCUGCUCUUCAAACCUGCUCCAAUUUAUAUCUUGGAUGAAGUGGAUGCGGCCUUGGAUCUUUCUCAUACGCAGAAUAUCGGACAGAUGUUGCGGACUCAUUUCACACAUUCUCAGUUCAUUGUGGUGUCCCUGAAGGAAGGUAUGUUCAACAAUGCAAACGUUCUUUUCAAAACCAAGUUUGUGGAUGGUGUUUCUACAGUAACCAGAUUUACUCAAAGUCAGAAUGAAAAGAUUCCAAAGGAGAAAAAAUCCAAGGCAAAAGGACCCAAGUGACCACAUGUGGAAGUGACAGAUGUGCUCCUGCAGCUUCUCUUCUGAAGUACAAACUUACAGCUUGGGAUUGAGUGUGUUAAAAACGAAUUUUGUUAUUUAACUUAUAUUUUCAUUUCUAUCACUUAUCACAAUGAGCAUAGACUCUUCUUUUUAAUUAGUGUAACUAUGGUACAAUUACCGUGGUAGUGAUUUUAUGUCUGUCAUCAAAUGCUUUUUCUUACGCAUGUCUUUUUAUACAUUAGGGAGCAUGAGAUACCUGGUUGCUGUCAAAUUCUAUAUGUCAAUGCAACAGUAGAAAGAAACAGAGGAAAUUAAAUUAUGUGAUAAAUAUAGCUGAUAGUCAGCUUUUAAUUAGUUUAAUUCCUAAGGUAAUAUUUUUAUUUUUUGAUGCUAAUAAAGUCAUCUAGGUGAGGAAGAAUUAUAAAGUAGCUAGACCAACAAUGGGAACAAAAAAAAAGCUUUUUUGGAUGCGCUUGAGCUGUUGGAAGCUAGUCCCUUGAGGUACAAUGCCAAAUUCCGAGUUGGGAAACUGAUUACUUCAUUUUAAUGAUGCUUGAAUAUCAUGUCUCUUUAAACUUACAAUGGGUCUUACAACCUUACUUUUUUUUUUUUAAGUAUUUUAACAGAUGCUUGCGGCUGUGAGGAUGUUUAAUUACUCUCUGAUUUUCUGAAAACUAAUGUUUUUAAAGAUUGUGGCAACCUUUUCAUAAUUUAGUCAAUAAUGACCUAUUACUAUUGAAUGAGUGUAGGGCCCAGCAGACUAAAUCAGAUUUAUUUUUGAGUCUGAUAGAUAUAUAGAUCCAUCUGUCCUACCAAAAAUAACUUCAAAGUUUGGUGAUUAUUGUAUUUCUUAGUGUAUUUUGCUUUCCAACUUAGAGGGUAAAAUUCCAUUAGACCUGGAUAGAUGGAGCUUCAAACACCUCUACUACUGUCUGUCGUAUCUGUGGCCAUGCCAGAGCAGUGCCUUCAGAUUGCAUCCUAUAAGCUGUGACACAAGCUAGUCUGAUCUUGAGUCAAAUCUUGCUGUAUCCUCUCCUGAUUUGAAUUUUUGGUCUUUAUUGCUAUUAUCCUUUAUGCUUCCCAGCCCUGGAUUGCACGUCUCACCCUUCAUUCUCUAUUCCUAUUGGAGCUGUUAUACAACAUACAAGUAGUUCAUAACAUGGGACAAAUUAGAAAGGACUGAUUCCAGAACUGGUUCUGUCUGCUGUGCGAGAAAAGUUGAAAAUGCUGCUACAGAAAGUUGAGUCUCAAAGAUAAAUGAAAGCUUGUAUCUCCUGUUUAAAAACAAGGUUGAAUAUUUUGCUUUAUGUACUAAUUUUCUUUCCUUUGGCAGUUUCUUCUGUAUACAUUCCUAAUGCUUGUGUUAUGUAUAUGAUCUUGCUCUUCGGAAAUUCUGAAACAUACAUUAAAUUUUUGUGAAUAA